CUAGCGUCUGAGUGUUUUUUUUUUCGUUGUUAUUGUUAUUGUUAAAAGUAUAGUGCGGAAUGUGCAUCGAUAUACAAAUUCAGUGUGCAAUCGUUUGUUGUUCUUGUUUUUAUUAGUUUAUUUACGACUGCUUACCGCUGCUCUGCUCAACCAUUGCCUUCGAUAAAGAGUGUCGGGUCUCAUUCUUUUUUUUUCAUUUCAAAUUUUUGAACAAAAUUAUGAUCGAGUGCUCGUGAAAAAAAACAUGUGCCGUGGACGCAAAUGGAUCUUCUAAUGCAGUGUUGUUGUAUUAUUUUUUACGUCCAUUCACACGCCACUCAAAGUCGUUGUAAAAAAUCACCGAUAAAACAGCGAUAAUGAGCGCGAAACCAUCAUCGAUGUUGUUAGACACGCCGCUCAUCGUAGCCCGACGGUGGCAAAUUGUAAGUGCUACGCUCGAGCAGCAGCACUGCGUGUUCCAGAAUCAACAACAAAAACAACUGACAAGUGUCAUCGACGGCAAUGCUUCGAUGCGCCGAUAAGCAGGAGAUCGAAAAGGAAGAAGUGCGUGCGCGAGUGCAAUUGAUAAGGAGCUGAAAAGUAAACACAGAAAUUGAUCUUUCGUCUUCAUCGAAAUCGUAUCUCUCGCUCAUCCACGAUCAUCGACUUUCCUUUGCUUCGCCAUUGUGAGGAUAAAAUUAUAUAGAUAAUAAUAAAAACACCAAGCAAACCCUACUCGGCUCGGCCCGCCGCAUCAGUGUCCGGAUGUCCGGCGAAACGGAGAUCGAGGUGUCCGUCGUGUCGGAACCGGAGGAUCUCGAGCUGGAAAAUUCGCGCAGCCGGAGUCCCAGGACACCGACCAGCAGCAGCGAACCACUACCCAACAGCAACAACAACAGCGGUAUGUUGGUCCUGCAUCAGCACCAUCAUCAGGAUACGCACGCGGCCGGCGACAAGGCGGCGUCGACGAACAACAACAACAACGGCAGCUCCGGCCGAGACCGGGGCAAGUCGUCGCCCCCGCCGCCGUUGAGUCCGCCGCCGCAGCCUCGAGAGCUGCCGUUGAGCACGCAGCAGACGACUACCCACCCGUACAGCUUCGACGGCCUGAUGAUGACGGCCAAGGCGGCGCUGAGGCCCGCCUGCAAUCCCCAGUACACGUCGUUCAGCAUAUCGAGCAUACUGGGCCGCACCGAGUCGCCGCCGUCGGACUCGGGCUCGACGGGCGCCGGUGGCGGUCGCGCCUCGCCGCCCCUCCUCAAUCUGCCCAACGGCCAUCAGCCCCAUCAUCAUCAUCUGCAUCAUCAUCAUCAUCAUCACAACAACAACAGUCAUCAUCGCAACAGCAACAACAGUCAUCAUCAUCAUCACAGUAGUCAGCACAACAGCCAUCACAAUCAUCAUCGGCUGCGUAACGACGGCGGCAGCCCCACGAGGAUACUGUCGCCGACGGCCCUCAGACUGGCCAGGACGGCCGACGGUCUGGUUCAGACCAGCAGCGCGAAUAGCAAUAAUGGCAGCAGAGAGAACAACGGCCCCGGUGGCGGUGGAGCUUUCACGGCUACCGAGGCCGCAACGGCAGCGGCAGCGGCGGCCGCCGCCGGACUCAUGGGCCAUCAAGCCUCGGCGGAUCUCAUGCUCUCGAGACUGGGCCUGAUGUCGUCGCUGAUAGCCAGCCGCUACCCGGUGGGCAUCGGCGUCGGGAGCGUCUUCUUCCCGUCGACCCUGCAGCACCUGCACCAGCAGCAACAGCAGCACCAUCACUCGAGGCUGGCGGCUGCGGCCGCGGCGGCAGCCGCGGCUUCGUCGGGCUCGGGCUCGGUCGGAGUCGUCGGAGCCGACGACGGUGGUGCCGGCGAGGGCAUGAGGGCGGUGCUGCCCGGGAGCGCGGCAGCGGCAGCAGCUGCGGCGGCGGCGGCCUCGUGGCCCUUCCCCUGGAGUCGGCCGCCCGGACUGGAGGGUCACGGAGCGGCGCCACCCGGUGGUGGUGGCGCCGGUUCCGACGCCGCCUCGUCGUUCAGUCAUCGGAUAAGCCCGACGUCGGGGUCGUUUCCGCAGAGAGAGGAUCUCGACGGCGACACGACACCGGACGAUCAUCAUCGGGGCGGCGGCGGUAUGCGUCGCUCGCGCAGCCCACUGCUGAGCGGCGACGAGGGCUCGCACGACGAGAUGGGCUGCGACGGCGACGACGGGCCCGACGGCUGCGACGCCGACGGCAACGAGAGAUCCUCCUCGGCCCACGGCCAGAGCAACGGCAGCAACAACGGCCUGGGCGGACAGUCCGGCGGCGGCGGCAGCGACGCCAACGGCAUCAAGCGCAAGAAGAAGACGCGCACCGUCUUCUCGAGGACGCAGGUGUUUCAGCUGGAGAGCACGUUCGACAUGAAGCGCUACCUGUCGUCGUCGGAGCGCGCGGCACUGGCCACCUCGCUUAGACUCACCGAGACUCAGGUAAAAAUCUGGUUUCAAAAUCGCCGCAACAAGUGGAAGCGCCAGCUGGCAGCCGAGAUCGAGACCAACAGCAUAGUCCACGCUCAGCGUCUGGUGCGCGUCCCUAUCCUCUAUCACGAGGCCUCGGUGCCUCAGGGCGGCGGCGGUCCCGGUGGUCCGGGCGUAGUCCCCCAGUCCUCCGCCUCGGCGGUCGUGAGCAGCCAGGCCGGCUCGAUGCCGAUCAGCGUGAGCAGCGGCGCCGGCGGCGGCUCCUCGGGGGUGGUGGGCAGCGGCCUGAGCCACGGCGGGCCCAACUCGGCGGCCUCGGCGGCGGCCCAGACCAUCUUCUAUCAUCAUCAUCAUCAUCACCCGCCCCCGCCACCGCCGCCCCCACCGAACGCCGGCCAAGUGGCCGUCACGUCGACGCAAUAAUGCUAGAGAGCGUAUAAGUAUGUAUGUAUAGAAAAAAAAUGAUGACGAUGAAUCGUGUUAGGCGCGGUGAGGAGAGAUUAGAGGAUUGAAAAAAAUUUAGUAAUAAUUCCAAGACUGAGACACACACAGACAGUAUAUAUUAUAAAUAGAUAGAUAAGUGUUUAUACACAAUGGAUGAAGGUUUUUUUUUCUUGUAAAUAAAACAAAUUAUAUAAUAAUGAUAUAUAUAAAACUUCGAUUGGGUCGUUUCGUGUUUUUUUUUUUUUGUAGACACAAUUCGAGUACCAAAGUGUGAUGUUCGUGUAAAUUUUACGUUUUUAUGUAUGAUGUAUAUUUAUUCGUAUAUAUAUUAGACAAGUAAUGAUUUGUAAAUACAUGUAAUCUCGCUGCUAAUUUUUUUUUUUUUUUUACAUAAUUCGUUACUGUGUAUAUUCGUCAAAGCAACACGUUCAAGAUUCGCAAGCGCGCGCGUGAAACAAGCAUGAUAUAUAAGUGAGAAAAAAAGAGAGAUGAGCGAUUUUAUUGUCAUUACCACUAUCCACUAACGACUCUCAAUACCAAUUAUGAAUAGAUAAAGGUAUGAAUCAAUUAUUUAUAAUAAGCGUUAGAAGAUUGUAAUGAUGAAUAAAUACACAUAACACACCAAGUGAUAUCUAUUUAAACGUAAUAAUUAAUUAUAGAAAAAAAAACGUAUCGUAUAGACGGAAUCAUCAACAAUGGCUGCAAUUGUAAGAAUCGAUAUUUAAUUAAUAAAAAAAAAAAUAAAUGUGAGUCUCGAUAAGAAAACGUAAACAAAAUGAGAAAAAAAGCAAAAAAAAAAAUCAUAACUUCAUUCGUCUCGUCGAUAUCUUUCUAAUAUUUGUUCAGGUUCCUACGAAGUAAGAAAACAGCUGAAAUAUAGACAAAAAAAGUAACCAACGACAAAUGUGUAUAGUCGCAAAAGUGAAAGAAAGUCCACUAUAAGCAAUGUUUAAUUUAUAAUUUUAUUUUUUAUUUUCGAGAAAAAAAAAC
This is a messenger RNA of Trichogramma pretiosum, 3852 nucleotides long. RefSeq names its product homeobox protein B-H1 (gene Hmx). The record is from RefSeq and is a predicted model, not a curated record. Gene Ontology annotation, biological process: regulation of transcription by RNA polymerase II. NCBI's taxonomy places the organism in Eukaryota, Metazoa, Arthropoda, Insecta, Hymenoptera, Trichogrammatidae. Gene Ontology annotation, cellular component: nucleus. The transcript is spliced from 6 exons. Bases 745 to 2841 code for a protein of 698 amino acids. Gene Ontology annotation, molecular function: DNA-binding transcription factor activity, RNA polymerase II-specific; RNA polymerase II transcription regulatory region sequence-specific DNA binding.